This is a messenger RNA of Chara braunii, 949 nucleotides long. NCBI's taxonomy places the organism in Eukaryota, Viridiplantae, Streptophyta, Charophyceae, Charales, Characeae. The record is from the annotation of a GenBank genome assembly.
CGAAACGUUUGAGGAGCUGUCUUUCUGUCUGGCUAGAGUACAGGWRACRUGGAUGGGCACUAGCGUGCAUCCCACGUGGAUCGAGAAUCCGGAGCUGCUGAUCAUACAGGCUUGGAGGACUAAYGUAGAAGGAGAUCUUCUUGGCUUUCUCUUCGGAUCGGUACGGCCGGGUCGACGCCACCUGAUUGCGCAGGAGCUUAUCGCACCGAUCRUGCAAUUGUCGGACGAUCUCUUGCCCGACAUUUAUUUUCGGAGUGACAACAGUCCUGCUCCGUACAUUUUCGAGCGAUCAUUGGACCCAUACSUUCAGAGGACUGCGUGUUUGGAAAAACCUAGGGACGAGGAUACGCUACCGUCGCGACAGGAGUACCUGAAGCCGUACGAGAUCAUCCCUCACGCCUUCUAUCCGAGGGCAGAGGAAGUAGUGAUCGACGACGAAGAAGAAGAAGACGAAGACGAAGAAACAUCGGAGGAGGGAAGCUAUAGUGAGCAUAGCGAGGGCGAGCUGAGCGAAGGAGAAGAGGAGGAAGAGGAAACUGGAUCUGAGUGGGAAGCCUUGCCGGAGGAAGCRACGCGCACGGGAACGGAGGCGGAAGAUCCGGAAGCGGCGCGAAAGCGCGGAAAAAUUGGCACCGGGAAGCGCCAGCUGGAGUUCGCCAGCCAAGCUAGCCUGCGCAUCGGCAACGAUCCGACCAGGGAUCCACAGCCGCCGAAGCCCGAAGAUGGCGACCCUGCAGCCGCCACCUCAAGUACCGCGCGACGGAGACGGAGCCGAUCCCCCUCCUCCCCCAGCCCCACCCGUCCCCCAGUUCGCCCACGUACCGAUGCGGGCGAUAGGCCUUCGUCCUCGAACGCUGUCCCGCUGACCCCUUGAUUUCCUCACCCUCGAGCAGAUCCGUACCCCCGUCACCUUCCCCUCCCAUCCUUUCCAUCCCCAUCUCUUCCGCGA